AUGUCUGGUAUCACAAACAAUGGGAGGGUAGAGAAUUCUACAGCAUCUGGUAAAAAGGAGACCCAUUUAGAAAUCACGGCUGGUAACAAAAGAAAUCCUCAAGUAUCACAAGCAACAGUUAUAGAAAUCAGAAACGAAUCAGACCGAGUAAAGGGGCUGACUUUGAAAAUUGCACACACAUCAUUUAACUUCAAGGCUGGGCAAUGGGUAGAUAUGUAUAUACCAGGUGUUGAUGUGGUAGGUGGUUUCUCCAUGUCCUCGUCUCCUAAAACAUUACUAACAGACCACACUAUAGAACUCGCUAUAAGUAAUAGUUCUCAUCCACCAGCUCAUUGGGUACAUACACAGUGUAAAAUUGGAGAUGAAGUAAAGUUGCAAGUUGGUGGAGAAUUUUAUUUCAACCCACCUAAAGAAGUCUUAAAGGAUGACGUUCUUCUAAUUGCGGGAGGCGUGGGAAUAAAUCCUUUAUAUAGUAUAAUACAGCAUAUUAAUGAUAUACGCCAGACUUCCACUUGUAAAACCUAUUUAUUAUAUACAGCUAAAACACAAACAGAUCUUAUAUAUAAGACUACACUAGACACAUUGUUUGAAAAAUGUCCUUAUACCACAGUUCAAUAUUACACCACCCAAUCAACACCAAAUCAUCCCUCUAUACAUUAUAGAAGAAUAGAUGAAAGCGAUAUACAGUCAGUAGUUAGUAAUUGUGAUUUGAACUCUCUACACGUUUUUCUAUGUGGUCCGCUUUCAAUGAUAAAAACUAUGAACAAAUUUUUGCUCCAGCAGAAGGUGCCCACUUCCAAUAUACACUUUGAAAAGUGGUUUUGA
This is a messenger RNA of Lottia gigantea (owl limpet), 825 nucleotides long. RefSeq lists its product as hypothetical. Gene Ontology annotation, cellular component: mitochondrion. NCBI's taxonomy places the organism in Eukaryota, Metazoa, Mollusca, Gastropoda, Lottiidae. The transcript has 6 exons. Gene Ontology annotation, molecular function: oxidoreductase activity. The coding region runs from base 1 to 825 and encodes 274 amino acids. The record is from RefSeq and is a predicted model, not a curated record.